AUGGCCGGCCCGUCGCGGGGCCAAGAGUGCUCCGCGGAGAAAAUGGAAAAUACCAUCAUCGAUAUGGACUUGUCCCUGCCCCAGGGCGUCCGGGGCGCAGAGCCAGCGUACGCCCCGACCCCGCAGGCCUGCGUCCGCGCCUGCUGCGCGGGGGAGAAGCUCCCAGGAGAUAAGAAGUGUAAUUUAAUUAUUUUUGAUGCUCGAAGGACAAGUGCACAUCCAAACUGCUACCUGUUUUACUGCCCUAGCACAGAGGCUUGUCCGAUGAAACCUGCAACAGGACUUGUGAGCUACAAGAUAACUAGAGACACCCAUGCCCCAGAGGAUACAUCCUUCAAAAGUGAGGACUUUUCUUCAAAUGGAUAUUCUUUGUCUUCAGGUGCUGGAGCCUUUAUUCCUCACAGUCAGACUAGCCAUCAGAAUCGUACCACUACUUUGCAACAAUCUGUCUUUCAUCAGGCAUCUGAACUCCUGAACAACAUGGGCAAGCACUUAGACAGCAGUGAAUUUCAUACAGUUUUUCCUGAAUCUCAAAGGACAAAACAUCCUGAGAGCUUAGACCCCACCUCAAGGCAGAAAGUAAUUAACCUGACGCCAAAUACGUUUUCUGCUGUUCGAAUUGGAGACCCCUCUGCUUCGUUCCCCACCAUUCAGUCUAGGGUUACUGAACCCAGCAGUACUGCUCUUACUCCUCUGUCUACAGGUACCAAACGACUGGAAUCUCGUACAACCUCUCUGCCUACUGGUGGUGCUGAACCUACUGCCGUCACCACCACCAGAGCUACCUUUCCGCCUACUGCGACCGCUGGAGCUCAACCUGGCUUCCCUGCCACCACCAUUGCUGUUACUCCUGCUCCUCUUUCCAGUCCCAUAACUUCUGCUUCUACUUCCACAACCAAGCGGAUGACCAUGAAUUCUAGACCUGCUACCACGCUGUCAGGACUAGGAACUCCGGCCAUCCCUCCUGAGCCAACGGUUGUCUCUUACAACGAUACCAGCCAUGUCACCCUCCUCUCUUUUUCGGGUUUUGCUCUGUCUACUAGUGAUUCCCCCGUGGCUUCCCAAAACAACCCUCAGGGUUAUGACCCGUCUGAUUCAGAAAGCUACCUGCCAGAGAGUGUUCUGAGAGGUGUCGUUCAGCUGGGAGAAAAAAGCAGCCUUAUAGCAGCUUUGCUUUUUGGGGUGACAUUCUUCUUCCUAGUUAUUGCACUGACGGGGAAGAAAAUACAUGAAUCUCUUCAGAAGAGGCACUAUACCAGGCUGGAUUACUUGAUCAAUGGAAUGUAUGCUGAUGUAUGA
Leptosomus discolor (cuckoo roller) is the source of this 1299-nucleotide messenger RNA. RefSeq names its product MANSC domain containing 1 (gene MANSC1). Lineage: Eukaryota; Metazoa; Chordata; Aves; Leptosomiformes; Leptosomidae. The record is from RefSeq and is a predicted model, not a curated record.